AUGCUCAGCGCCGCUCUUCGGAGGCGAGUCCUCGCCCCAACCCACAAUGCCCUCCGGACCGGCUUCGCCUCCCACGUCGUGAGGUGUUACGCCUCCUUCCCGGAUCAUCAGGUCAUCAAGAUGCCCGCCCUUUCGCCGACGAUGCAGGCGGGCAACAUCGGGGCCUGGCAGAAGAAGGCGGGCGAUUCCAUCGCCCCUGGCGACGUCCUCGUCGAGAUUGAGACGGACAAGGCCCAGAUGGACUUUGAGUUCCAGGAGGAGGGCGUCAUUGCCAAGAUUCUCAAGGAAUCGGGCGAGAAGGAUGUUCCAGUCGGUACCCCUGUCGCCAUUCUUGUCGAGGAGGGAACCGACAUCUCCGCCUUCGACCAGUUCACGCUCGAGGACGCCGGCGGUGACGCCAAAGCGGCCCCUCCGAAGCAGGAGGAGAGGUCGGAACCGAAAUCCGGCCAGGAGCUGAGCCCGGCACCGGCACCCGAGCCCGAGCAGAACACGUCCCAAGGCAGGCUGGAAACGGCGCUCGACCGCGAGCUCAACGUUGCGCCCGCCGCCCGGCGACUGGCGCGCGAGAACGGCAUCAGCCUCGGCGGCGUCAAGGGCAGCGGCGGCGGCGGCAAGAUCGUCGAGGCCGACGUCCAGAAGCUCGUCGGCAGCCCCGCCGCCUCCUCGGCGGGUGCGACGUUCGAGGACGUGCCCAUCAGCGGCAUGCGCAAGACCAUUGCCAACCGGCUCCAGGAGUCGGUGCAGAAGAACCCGCACUUUUUCGUGACGAGCUCGAUAUCGGUCGGCAAGCUGCUCAAGCUGCGACAGGCGCUCAACGGCUCGGCCGAGGGCCGCUACAAGCUCUCGGUCAACGACUUCCUCAUCAAGGCCAUGGCCGUCGCCUCCAAGAAGGUGCCUGCCGUCAACUCGAGCUGGCGCGACGACGCCAUCCGUCAGUUCAACGCCGUCGACGUUUCCGUCGCCGUCUCGACGCCCACCGGCCUCAUCACGCCCAUCGUCACCGGCGUCGAGGCUCGUGGCCUCGAGUCCAUUUCCACAAAGGUCAAGGAGCUCGCCAAGAAGGCGCGGGACGGCAAACUCAAGCCUGAGGAGUACCAGGGCGGCACCAUCUCCAUCUCCAACAUGGGCAUGAACAACGCCGUCGACCACUUCACGGCCGUCAUCAACCCGCCCCAAGCCGCCAUCCUUGCCGUCGGCACGACCAAGAAGGUGGCCGUUCCUUGCGAGAACGAAGACGGCACGGCUGGUGUCGAAUGGGACGACCAGAUCACGGUGACGGCCAGCUUCGAUCACAAGGUCGUCGACGGUGCCGUCGGUGCCGAGUGGCUACGCGAGCUCAAGAAGGUGCUCGAGAACCCUCUGGAGCUGCUCCUCUGA
Drechmeria coniospora is the source of this 1377-nucleotide messenger RNA. Its product is annotated as dihydrolipoamide acetyltransferase component. The transcript has 2 exons. Gene Ontology annotation, biological process: pyruvate decarboxylation to acetyl-CoA. The record is from RefSeq and is a predicted model, not a curated record. The coding region runs from base 1 to 1377 and encodes 458 amino acids. NCBI's taxonomy places the organism in Eukaryota, Fungi, Ascomycota, Sordariomycetes, Hypocreales, Ophiocordycipitaceae. Gene Ontology annotation, cellular component: pyruvate dehydrogenase complex. Gene Ontology annotation, molecular function: dihydrolipoyllysine-residue acetyltransferase activity.